Messenger RNA from Ostrea edulis (European flat oyster), 450 nucleotides. Its product is annotated as craniofacial development protein 2-like. Lineage: Eukaryota; Metazoa; Mollusca; Bivalvia; Ostreida; Ostreidae. The coding region runs from base 1 to 450 and encodes 149 amino acids. The record is from RefSeq and is a predicted model, not a curated record. The transcript has a single exon.
AUGACGACACCUGGUGAAAGCCGCAAGGAAGCCAUGCGUCAGAAGUUGCAGAGACCGUCCUUAACAACUCCUAAACAACAUCUGAAAUUAGGAUGCUGGAAUGUAAGAACUAUGUAUCAAAUAGACAAGACAGCAAACAUUGUGAGGGAAUUUAAGAGCUACAAUAUCAAUGUCGUGGGCAUCAGUGAAAUGCGCUGGACUGGUUUUGGAGAAGUGAAAACAACAACUGGGGAAACAAUACUUUAUUCAGGGUCUGACAACUCACACCAUCAUGGAGUAGGCCUUAUACUAGACAAAACCAGCAGAGAAAGCAUGAUAACAUGGAAACCAGUCAAUGACAGAAUCAUAAGUGCACGAUUCUUCUCAAAGUUUGUUAAACUAACAGUUAUACAAAUUUACAGUCCAACAAAUGAUAGCAAUGACGAUGAAAAGGACACUUUCUAUGAGUAA